Messenger RNA from Pristis pectinata (smalltooth sawfish), 2872 nucleotides. Its product is annotated as angio-associated migratory cell protein-like. The record is from RefSeq and is a predicted model, not a curated record. Gene Ontology annotation, molecular function: protein binding. Gene Ontology annotation, cellular component: cytosol. Lineage: Eukaryota; Metazoa; Chordata; Chondrichthyes; Rhinopristiformes; Pristidae.
CGUCCCUGUAGUCUCUCUCUCUCUGGGGGGGUAAUUAGAAGUUUAAAGUCGGCCCUGCCGCUCUUUCUCCGACAUCAUUUCCCAGAGGUUGGUGUCGGUAACGGGCGCGGCGCCGGAGGGACCGGGAACCGAUAAAAACUACAGCCCCCAGCAUUCCAAGCGCCUUGUCAACAGCCAACGUGUGGGACGUCCCACCUUAGCCUGAGGAUGAUUGGUUGUUCUAUGUGACGUCAUUCCUAUUUCUUGGGUCCCAUUGGUCGCCGACGCUGCCAUUCACGCCUUUGCCCUUCUCCAGUCCCCGAGUGGCCUGGACCUUGGCGCACGCGGAGCUCUGGUUUAGUUGGUUAGGUUGAUAGUUAGUCACUAGUUACCGGGUGAAGAUGACGGAACCGGAGCCGGGUUCCCAAGUGGAGCUGCACGAGGGCGAGGAGAUCGUGGAGGUGAUCGAGCUGAACGAGGGUGAAGCGGCGGCAGGUGAUCUUGCCGAUGAGGCAGAGGAAGCGGAAGAUGAUGCUGGAUGGGAGACAGAGGACGAGGAUGAUGAGAGCAUGGAGGUGGUCCAGGACGACAGCGAUCUGACUUUCACCAGGCACACAGCUGUAUUCUGCUUGGGUUUGGACCCCAAGACCAACACUCUGGCAGUGUCCGGUGGUGAGGAUGAUAUGGCCUACGUGUGGAGAGUGAGUGAUGGUGAAGUGCCUGAGUGUACAGGCCACACUGAUUCUGUCACCUCGGCCUCCUUCAGUCAUGAUUCGGCUUUGGUUGUAACGGGAGACAUGAGCGGCUUGAUCAAAGUUUGGAAAGUUGAAACCAAGGAGGAAGUCUGGUCGUUCGAAGUAGGCGACCUGCAGUGGGUCGAGUGGCAUCCCUGUGCCCACGUGCUGCUGGCCGGCACAGAUGAGGGAAGCUGCUGGAUGUGGAAAAUCCCCAGUGGAGAAUGCAAAACCUUCCCAAGCACUGGUUGCCAAGCGACGUGCGGCAAGAUCCUUGCUGAUGGUCAGCGUGCAGUUGUUGGCUACGAAGAUGGAACAGUGAGGGUUUGGGAUUUGAAGCAGGGACACCACUUCCAUAGUCAAAGAGGUCAGGACAGUCACCAGGGGCCUCUGACCUGCAUCGCCGCCAAUGACAGUGGCCUGGUGUUGACUGGCUCUGUCGACUGCACAGCCAAACUCCUCAACCCACUCACAUGCAAAGGUGGUUGGUGUCUUUCAGUUCCAAGCAGCAUAAAUGAUCAUGUAGAAAAAGAACAAAUGGAUGAAGCAGAAUCUAACUCCAAUUCUGUGGAGUCCGUGGGGUUCUGUAAUGUGCUUCCAUUAGUUGCUGUUGGCUAUUUGGACGGUACCAUAGGGAUCUGGGAUGUUCCAUCGCAGACACUUCGACACAAAUGGCAGCUUCAGGCCGGCAUUGUACAGUUGCUGUGGGAGGAGCACUCGCCAAUUAUAUACACAGGAAGCCUCGAUGGAGCUGUGCGCAUCUGGGAUGCCCGGUCGGGAAGGAUGGAAAGCGAAUGCUGUGGGCACGCAGCGGAAAUCCUGGACUUUGUGGUGAACAAGGAGGCGUCAGUGAUCGUCAGUGCUUCAGGAGACCGGACUGCGAAAGUCUUUUACCUCCAGCGGCCGGAUCGGUAGGAUGCUUCCUCACCACCUAACCCCAUCUCACAGACUCUGCUGCUGCACACCUAACGGGACCUGGAGUGUGUAAAGGGCACGGUCCUUUCUGAAUGACUUUUAUAAAAAGGAAAAAUAAAACUUUUAUGCUUUUAAUUUCAAAAAGGAAAGUGACGUGACAGAGGCCGGGUUUCCCGUAGCAGUUGAUGAGUGCUGGUGUGGAAGUUCAGUUUGUACCGUUGGUGCUGGGGUUCCCAACACUGGUCCAUGUAAAUGAAAAAGUUUGAAGGGACAGUUACUGGAGCUUAACUCGUGCUGUAGCUGGACUGGGAGUGUUUGAUGGGGCAGUGUACAGAGACCUGUUCUGUCUCUGCCCCAGGAAUGUUUGAUGGGACGAUGUACACGGUGCCUUGCUGGGUGUUCAGCAUGCGUUCCCAGGAGUGGGAGGAAGCAGCACUAACAGGUGUCAGUAGAGCAUUAUCUAUAUAGAGAGAUGUUACAUACAGGGCUGUGGUCCUGGGAACUUGGUGUGAAGCUCUUCCCUCCCUGCUGCUGUGCAUUGCUGUGCUGGGAACUAACUCCCUCACAUCCCACCCCCCCCGACAGGUCACUCCCCUCCUUGCCAGCCUCCUUGUGUUUCCUAUUCACUGAUUUAUAGAAUAUCAAUAUUUUAUAAGUGGUUUCACCAAAUACUCAAUUAAGACUCGAUGUAGUUACAUGGAACGCUACCAAGAAGAUUCUAUGUUUAGUGCAGUGAAGCUCCGAUGAUCUGCAGUUAGACCAUGUGGAAAUCCCGAUGGCUCAGAGUCUGGCUCACCAGGUGAUGGUUGCUGAAUCCCCAUCCACCCAUCGGACCCUUCCUGUGCUUCCUUCAAACUGGCAUGGUUCUGUUGGCUGUGUUCCUUUGAAAUGUACUGUGUUCACUGGAAAAUUUAUUAUUCUGUGAUGUAACAUACUUUCUUUUUAAAAAAAAGUGAAUUAAAAGUGUAUUGGAGUACUAUUGAGAAUAACAUCCAAUGCUCUGGAAAAUCUGCUAGCAAGUCCCAAUUGUGCCGGAUUAAUGGAGUUCUACUGUAUUGCUAACAACUUGGGGCCAGCGCUGAGGGACACAGCCUGGGUAAACUGGAGGUACAGAUUCCUCUCCCGGUCGUUCAGAAGUUCAAGGGCUUUCUUCAGGUUGGAAAUGUUUUAGUCCCCUGCUCUCUUUGAGUUUGUGGGUAUUAAUUUUGUUGAAAUCAUUGCAAGAUUUGAAGGAUUGAAAUGUU